CAUUUGGGAGCUUUGAUUUUGGUUUAGUUUGUGCCUGGUUUCGCACGUGUCAUUCGUCAUGCUAAGUCUCGGCAGCUCUCUGGACCGGAGAGCCAAGAACAGGUUGAUGGAGAGUUUUGACUGAGAGGUUGGCAGCUUGACAUCGAAAAGAUGGCUCCGCAACUCGCCAUUUCCACUACGUUUCCCUUUUGUUUUCCCCCUCUCAAUCAACUACUCGUAUGGCUCGAGUCGGCUCAACGCAGACUCCACAAACAAGUGACGCCCCUCUUCUUCCCUAUCAACUGCCUCAUCGGGUUGGCCCGAGGGCCGACCUGUUUCUAGCCCCCCUCUCCAUGAACACAGCUCAAGAGCACGGUCAGAAGGUCCGAAUGCGCAUUCGCGAGAGCUCGGUUUCAAGCCUGCAGUUGCACCGCCCCACUAUCCCUUGUCUUGCUGAGAGCUGUCACACUUACACACUGCCGGCAUUGGGCUCUUCCCUGGUCUGCCGUGACAAGACACAUAACUCGAUCCCGGUCGAGCUCAGCUCAGGGUUGUCGUCAGCGAAACAAUAGCUUGCUGUCUUAUAAGAAGUCCCGACGGGCCAGCGCAUGAUUGACAUGCUACCUAUCUCCUAGGUGAUAUCUCCCCCUCAUCACAUCGCAAGCGCUAUCCAAACAGGUUUACUGCCUACCAUCGCACGUUCGACCCAAAUAGUCCAGGUUAAUUCAGUGCCGUCCAUCCGAGUCGUCAUUGUCGCUUCUUGACCGUAACGGGCAGGUAUUUAAGUCGUCACCCUGAUCCGCCAAGCUAGUGUUCAAGCUCCCUUGUCACAACCACUUGACCUAACCAACCAUCCUACACACACAUACUCACACUCACACUCACACAAAACAAAAAGCUCAUUUUCUCAAUCAUACAAGAUGGAAGCAUUCCUCAAAGCUCAAGCUAAGUUCAAGGCCGACAAGGGCCUCUCCAAGAUCCCUGUCAUCGCCAACAAGAACUACCAGCGUCAUGGCACAAAAUCCUACGUCUACCUGCUCAACAAGUUCAAGUUCGAACCGACAAAGCCGGGCCCCUAUGUUCAGACAAGAAGAAUGGCCCAGAGAGGGCUUGCAGCCCCCGGGUUCAAUGCUGCCGUCGGCGGUCGUGUCUCCAUGAGCAAGGUUCUCUCCAAGAAGACUGGCGACGACCAGCAUGGGGAUGUUACAGCCGAAGACCAGCAAUAUGACUCCAUGUACCUUUGCGAAGUCUCAAUCGGCACGCCACCGCAAAAGUUCAAGUUGGACUUUGACACAGGUUCUUCUGACCUUUGGGUUUUCUCGACCGAGCUUAGCAGCGCCACGCAGAAGGGUCACAACAUCUUUGACGCCUCCAAGUCCUCAACUUACAAGAAGCUCGACGGAAAGACGUGGAAGAUCUCGUACGGCGACGGCAGCUCGGCGUCAGGCGAUGUCGGCACCGACAACCUCGUCCUCGGCGGGCUAACAGUUGAGAACCAGGCCAUCGAGUCAGCCUCGCAGCUCGCAGACCAGUUCUCCCAGGGCAGCGGAGAUGGUCUCCUCGGUCUCGCCUUCGGAUCUAUCAACACGGUCAUGCGCGAUGGCAACUUCCGCGACCCCGUCGCCACACCCGUCGAGAACAUGAUUGCGCAGCAAGACAUCCCCAAGGACGCGGAGCUCUUCACCUCUGCGUUUUAUAGCGAGCGGGACGAGGCGAAGCCACGGUCGUUCUACACAUUUGGCUGGAUCGACACGGAUCUCGUCUCGGCCUCGGGCGAGGAUAUCCACUGGACCGACAUUGAUAACUCGCAAGGGUUCUGGAUGUUCGAGUCCGGGUCCGCGAGUAUUAACGGCAAGGCCGUGACGCAGAGCGGUAACAAGGCCAUUGCAGACACGGGCACGACGCUGGCGCUCGUCUCAGAUGAGGUCUGCGAUGCGCUGUACAAGGCGAUCCCCGGUGCCAAGUACGAUGACCAGCAGCAGGGCUAUGUGUUCCCGACGAGCACCAAGGCGGACGACCUGCCCGAGUUCAAGGUCGCCGUCGGUGACAAGGAGUUUGUGAUUCAGAAGGAGGACCUUGCGUUUGCGCCGGCGAGUGAUGGGUUCUGGUACGGCGGAGUGCAGUCGCGGGGUUCCAACGAGUUUGACAUUUUGGGUGAUGCGUUCCUGAAGUCGAUUUAUGCGAUCUGGGAUCAGGGAAACACUCGAUUUGGCUGUGUUCCGAAGAUUGAGAAGACGCAGAAUCUCACACCGCCGUCUUAAAACAUUAUGCUGUUGUGUCAUAAGACACUCAUGAAUUCAAUUGAGCGAGAUGUUCCUCUAGCGGGA
Messenger RNA from Colletotrichum scovillei, 2306 nucleotides. RefSeq names its product eukaryotic aspartyl protease. Bases 900 to 2240 code for a protein of 446 amino acids. NCBI's taxonomy places the organism in Eukaryota, Fungi, Ascomycota, Sordariomycetes, Glomerellales, Glomerellaceae. The transcript is spliced from 3 exons. Gene Ontology annotation, molecular function: aspartic-type endopeptidase activity. The record is from RefSeq and is a predicted model, not a curated record. Gene Ontology annotation, biological process: proteolysis.